AUGAACAUCAGAGUAGCCACGGUGGAUGACCUGCUCUACAUGCAAAACUGCAAUUUGAUGAAUUUGCCAGAGAAUUACCAAAUGAAAUACUAUAUAUACCACGCCCUAUCAUGGCCACAACUAUCUUACGUCGCAGAAGAUCACAAGGGUAGAAUCAUUGGCUAUGUUUUAGCAAAGAUGGAAGAGGAUGUAGUCGAAUCACCACAUGGACAUAUCACUAGUUUGUCGGUUAUGAGGAAUUGGAGGCGUCUGGGGAUUGCUGAGAAGCUUAUGAGCCAGUCCCAAAAAGCAAUGGUAGAAGUCUUCAACGCUCAAUACUGCUCACUACACGUGAGAAAGAGUAACAGAGCUGCUCUUCAGCUGUAUCGAGACACUCUUGGAUUCUUGGUGCAUGAAGUGGAAAAAAAGUAUUACGCUGAUGGAGAAGAUGCAUACGCUAUGAGGAUGACAUUUUCCAAAAAGGAGGAGGCUGCAGCUGUUGUGAAGGCGUAG
Molecule: messenger RNA, 492 nt
Organism: Synchytrium microbalum
Lineage: Eukaryota; Fungi; Chytridiomycota; Chytridiomycetes; Synchytriales; Synchytriaceae
Exons: 5
Coding region: 1-492 (163 amino acids)
Biological process (GO): N-terminal peptidyl-glutamic acid acetylation
Cellular component (GO): NatA complex
Molecular function (GO): protein N-terminal-serine acetyltransferase activity; protein-N-terminal-glutamate acetyltransferase activity
Source: RefSeq, a predicted model, not a curated record